AUGGUCGAGAGGAGCAGCAAAUUCCUACUGGUCGUAGUCGGAUCGGUGUGUUUCAUGCUGAUCCUGUACCAGUACGUAGCUCCCGGCGUGAUCAGCCUCGGCUCCCCGCACGGCUACCUAUUCGCGGACACUGCCGAGGAAGAGAUCGACCUAUUCCCCACGCCGGAUCCACAUUACGUGAAGAAAUACUACUUCCCCGUGCGCGAUCUGGAACGCACUAUCGAUUUCCAGAUGAAGGGCGAGGACGUGAUCGUGUUUCUCCACAUCCAGAAAACAGGGGGGACCACGUUCGGGAGGCACCUGGUCCAGAACGUGCGCUUGGAGGUGCCGUGCGAUUGCAGACCCGGGCAGAAGAAGUGUACUUGUUAUCGGCCCAAUCGGAAAGAGACCUGGUUGUUUUCGCGUUUUUCCACCGGUUGGAGUUGUGGCUUGCACGCAGACUGGACUGAGUUGACCAACUGUGUGCCCGGCGUGCUCAACAAGAAGGAGAGUAAAGGCAAGAGUCCAAGGUGA
This is a messenger RNA of Knipowitschia caucasica, 513 nucleotides long. The record is from the annotation of a GenBank genome assembly. Lineage: Eukaryota; Metazoa; Chordata; Actinopteri; Gobiiformes; Gobiidae.